AUGACCUUCGCGAUGGAGUUGGUACCUACUGAACGAGCUAGAUGCAACCGCUAUGAGCAAGGCCUAAAUCCCCGAAUCAAGAUGAUAGUAGCAAAAUCGGAGACGACUGAUCUUGCCACAUUGAGAGAGGCUGCCAUGAGAGCAGAGGAUUUGAUGAAUGAAAUGGGAGCACAGAUGGCUGAAGGAAGGAAGAGAAAGUGA
Messenger RNA from Linum trigynum, 201 nucleotides. The record is from the annotation of a GenBank genome assembly. Lineage: Eukaryota; Viridiplantae; Streptophyta; Magnoliopsida; Malpighiales; Linaceae.